AUGACUUCCUUCUAUAGGAACCGAGGAUAUGAAGAAGAUCCUGAUUACCCAGACUUCCCCAAUUCCAGAGAAAAUCUAGGUUCUCGGAACACUCCAGACUAUUCAUAUUCCAGGAAAAAUGCAGAUAACCAGAAGCCCCAGAACAAUGCAAAGUAUUCAAACACUCACAAUUAUCCGGACUAUCCUAAUGACAUGAACAGUCCAGAUUAUUCUGGGGGCCAGGACUAUCCAUACAAUCUAAGAUCUAGGAAUCAUGAGGAAUAUCCAGAUUCAUAUCCAAAUACGAACUUUUCAAGAUCCCAGAAUACUCCUGACUACUUAUAUUCUAGGGAUAGUUCCCAUCAUUCAAGGUCCAGGCAUAACCCAGACUCCCUGGACUUCCCAAUGACUCCAGAUUAUUCUGGGGCCAAGGACUUUGGAAACUUCAGAGAGAGUACAAAUUAUCAACGUGUUGGGAGCCAUGCUUCUAGUUCAAAUUCCAAGAACUAUCCAGAUCGCUUAAAUUCCCUGGGCACUUCAGAUUACAGAAGUGCCAAGGACUAUGUAGGCUCCAGAAACAAUCCAGACUUUUUAAGAACCAGAAAUAAUCAGAGCUAUCCAGAUUCACUGGGAAUUUCAGACUAUCCAGAUGCUAAAAACGACCUGGACUCUCCAGAUAAUUGGGGGAGUGCAUAUUACCAAGGAAGUAAGAACAGUCAUGAUUACUCCUUUCCAGAAAACCCAGAAAUGGGCAGAGGCUUUUCUCCCAGGUUGCGCAAUAGAGUCCUUCAGAGGCGCCCUUCUUUCCAUCAUCCUCAUGACAGGACCUCAGGUUCCCCUGGGAGAAGGAGUCAAGAUUACCCAGAAUCCUUCCAAAUGACCACAAGACAGCCUGCGUCUCAGUACAUCCAACACCCUGGAUCAGAUCCAGAUGGCGGAUACAGAAACAGUGCCUAUGAGGAUGAAAGCAGACUAGAUGGAGCUUAUGGAAACCAGUACUUGGGAAGAGAAGAUGAGUAUAUGGGAGAUACAGUUAAUUAUGUUGGAGGGAAAAGGAACUGGUUUGAUGAAGAUCUUACUUUACUGUAUGCUGCUGAAAAAACAAAGCAAGAGGAAAGAUUGGUUGUAUCUCUUAUAAACUUAACAAGUGGAGAUGCAAACAAAAUCAUCCGGGAACAGCCACUGACCAUGCAGGAAAAGAGGAAAAUUAAGGAAAAUGUCAAUUUGGAGAAACAGCGAUCAAUCAGAUUUUCAGUUCAGUUAAAUUGUUGUACCAAGUGCCUGAGUACAAUAUUCCUGCAUUUUCGGCGUUUUAGAGGCACAAUGUCAGAAUUUUUCCAAUCGAUGCAGGUGUGGCAGAGGACCCUCAAGAUCAUUGGUGGCAAAUUUGGAACAAGUGUUCUCUCGUACUUCAGUUUUCUGACAUGGCUCCUUAAGUUUAACAUUCUCUCAUUUAUAGUGAACUUUAGCUUCAUCACCAUCCCUCAGCUCAUGGAGUCAAAACCAAACAAUCUUUCCUUCAGCAGUCUGGAGCUUCUCACUGGAGCAGGUUAUUUUCAACAAACAGUGUUGUACUAUGGCUUUUAUACCAAUUCAACUAUCAUGCACAAAGGAAUCAGCAGUUCUUACAACAUGCAGCUGGCAUAUAUUUUCACCAUUGGACUGUACUUGGUCAUCUGCUUCUUUUGCUUACUCUACAGCAUGGCUUGUUCUUUCCGGAAUAACUUCAUUAACCCCCACAUCUACUCCAGAGGGACUGCUAAGGUUGUCUUUUCCUGGGACUUCACCAUCACUAAUGAGAAAGCUGUGAAGCUAAAGCAAAGAAACCUUACCACUGAGAUCAAGGAGACUCUGUCAGAAAUCCGGCAUGAGAAUGUGAUCGCACCUCUCAAGCAGAGAAUGAAUCAUCUUGGCAUCCACCUGGGGGCCUGGAUUGUUUCCACAGGGGUAGCUAUUGCCUCCUGUGUGGCUGUUUAUUACCUCUCUUUUUACAACCUAAAGUUUCUGACAGACCACAAGAAUCAGGCAGCCACUUUAUUGCUACCUUUCAUGGUAUGCUGCAUCAAUCUCUUUGUACCAUUAUUUUACUCCUCUUUUGGAUUGGUGGAAAAGUUUGAAAUUCCUCGACAUCAGGUCUUCGUUAUCAUUACCAGGAAUAUUUUUCUGAAAAUAUCCAUCAUUGGGAUUCUUUGUUAUUAUUGGCUCAAUGCUGUGGCAAUUUCCAAGAAAGAGUGCUGGGAAACACUUGUUGGCCAGGAUAUCUACCGACUCCUUAUGAUGAAUUUUGUGUUUACUUUAUUUGAUUCCUUUUGCGGGGAGUUUUUGAGAAGAAUCAUUGGGACUAAACUAAUUAAAAGCCUUGGUGUACCAGAGUUUGACAUUGCCAGGAAUGUUUUGGAGCUGAUCUACACACAGACCCUGCUGUGGAUUGGCAUAUUCUUCUCCCCUCUACUGCCUUUCAUUCACAUGAUCACCCUCUUCAUCAUGUUUCAUAUAAAAAAAAUUAGCUUAAUGAUGAACUGUCAGCCUCCAAGCAAAGCCUGGCGUGCCUCUCAGAUGAUGACUCUUUUUAUCUUCCUGCUCUUUUUCCCGUCUUUUACUGGGGUGCUUUGUGUCCUAGCCAUCACUGUCUGGAGGUUGAAGCCUUCGGAUAACUGUGGUCCUUUCCAAGGUCUCCCUUCCAUCAUCCAUGCCAUCUACGGAUGGAUUGAGAUACUCAGCAACAAACCUGGCUACUUAUGGGUGGUGUGGAUUUAUCGGAAUCUCAUCGGAAGUGUGCAUUUCUUCUUCAUCCUCACUGUCAUUGUCCUGAUUAUCACAUAUCUUUACUGGCAGAUAAUCGAAGGAAGAAAGAUCAUGAUCAAACUCCUACAUGAACAGAUCAUCAAUGAGGGAAAAGACAAGGUAUUUCUUGUGGAGAAGCUUUUAAAGGUCCAGGAGGCCCAGAAGAAACCAAGUCCUUUCUCACUGUCUCUAGAAAGAAGGGAAGUUGAGAGGGAAUCUGGUACAAGCCUGGAUAGGGUGGCAGCAGAUAUACCAGAAAGAAGCAGAUAUUUUCAGAAGCAGAAUUUGGAAUUAAUGGAAGAAAAUUACCUUAACAAUGACACAAGAGAAGAAGUAACAUCUGAAGAGACAUCUCAAGCCCUAAGCCUUGCCAUGUUGGCUAGACAACAGGCAGAAAUGGAGACAUGA
Gracilinanus agilis (Agile Gracile Mouse Opossum) is the source of this 3171-nucleotide messenger RNA. RefSeq names its product transmembrane channel like 5 (gene TMC5). The coding region runs from base 1 to 3171 and encodes 1056 amino acids. NCBI's taxonomy places the organism in Eukaryota, Metazoa, Chordata, Mammalia, Didelphimorphia, Didelphidae. The transcript has 22 exons. Gene Ontology annotation, cellular component: plasma membrane. Gene Ontology annotation, molecular function: mechanosensitive monoatomic ion channel activity. The record is from RefSeq and is a predicted model, not a curated record.